AUGUUCGACAACAUUGAUUUUACACAACCUACGCUGUGGGUUUCUGCCGUUAGCAUUGCAUUCAACCCCACAUUCUGGAAUAUCGCCGCGCAGUCAGAAUACCAUAACAAAGUCAUCACGAACCUUUUCGGCGGCAACAGUCGAUAUGGAUGCUAUGCGCUCGCCGUAGCCAUUUUCUCCCUUGGCAUCUUCAGGGACUACCUCUAUAACGAGGCCCUCGCCGACCAACCCACCUCCGCGCUCCUCGAAAACCCGCUCGUCAAAUACUCCGCCAUCCCGCUCUUCCUCACCGGCAACACCCUUGUCCUGACCUCGAUGUGGGCGCUCGGCGUCACCGGCACGUACCUGGGCGACUACUUCGGCAUUCUGAUGGACGCGCCGGUGACGUCGUUCCCGUUCAACGUGUCCGACGCGCCCAUGUACCACGGUUCGACGCUGAGCUUCCUGGCGACCGCGCUGUGGUACGGAAAGCCCGCGGGGCUGUUCCUGACCGGCGUUGUCGCCGUCGCAUACGCCAUCGCCAGGCAGUUCGAGGACCCAUUCACUGGCAUGAUCUACCAGAAGAGGGACGAGGAGCGCGCCAAGGGCAAGAAAGGCUUGUAG
Molecule: messenger RNA, 603 nt
Organism: Boeremia exigua
Lineage: Eukaryota; Fungi; Ascomycota; Dothideomycetes; Pleosporales; Didymellaceae
Product: phosphatidylethanolamine N-methyltransferase
Exons: 5
Coding region: 1-603 (200 amino acids)
Biological process (GO): phosphatidylcholine biosynthetic process
Molecular function (GO): S-adenosylmethionine-dependent methyltransferase activity
Source: RefSeq, a predicted model, not a curated record